Molecule: messenger RNA, 1272 nt
Organism: Colletotrichum acutatum
Lineage: Eukaryota; Fungi; Ascomycota; Sordariomycetes; Glomerellales; Glomerellaceae
Product: major facilitator superfamily transporter
Exons: 7
Coding region: 1-1272 (423 amino acids)
Biological process (GO): transmembrane transport
Molecular function (GO): transmembrane transporter activity
Source: RefSeq, a predicted model, not a curated record
AUGUCGGACGCCAUCUCUAACCUCGGGGGCGGCGGCCUCUCGACACCAUACUUGGCCAACUUGGCGACUGCUCUCAGCUACAUGGCCGGCUGUCUGAUCACCGUCUUUGGCGGGCCUCUGAUCAACAAGAUAGGAAUCAAGUGGUCCUGUAUGAUCGCCGCCGUCAGUAUGCCUCUUGCUGGUUCGGCCUACUACGUGAGCGCGAAGUACUCGAUAGACUGGUAUCUUCUCUUUGCAAGACUUCUUGGGGGUUUCACGUCUGGUUUCCUCUACGUGGCCGAGACAGCCGCCAUGCUGUCGUAUCCGGAAGCAAACGACAGAGGUUUCUACCUGGGUAUCUGGUCGGCCAUGAGAAACUCUGGUAGCGUCAUGGGAGGCGCCAUCAACUUCUCGACCAACUACUCCAGAGCCAAUGCUGGUGGUAUCGCGUGGUCUACCUACUUGAUAUUCGUCGGCUUCGAAUGCACUGGAACGAUUUGGGCCCUCCUCCUAUCCCCCACCAGACGCGUACGACGUCGCAACGGCGCAAAGAUCCCCAUGGCCAGCAGCAUCAGCUGGAAGAGAGAACUGAUUGCGUUGUGGAGGCACUUACAGCGCAGAAAGACAUGGCUCAUGUCUAUUCCCGCGUUCUACUCCUUCUUCUUUGGCGGAACCAUGGGCACCUACCUCUCCCUGCACUUCUCCGUCCGGGCUCGCGCACUAUCGUCGCUGAUCACUCCGGCAAUCACCAUCGUCAUGGUCCUCGCCUACGGAAAGCUCUUGGACACGUCCCGCUGGUCACAAGCCAGGCGAGCGUGGAUCUCCUUUUUCUUCUGGGUCAUCCCCCAGGCCAUGUGCUUCAUCUGGAUCGGCAUCGAGUACAGCAAGUUUGGCGGAGGCAAAAUCGACGAGGCCCUCGACUAUGAGUUGCACACCCGAAGAUGGGCCGAAGCUUACCUUCCUUAUCUGAUCAUGUUCUCGACCGGUUACUGGACUCAGUUGUCCCUCUACUGGAUUCUUGGCACCUUCUCCACAGACGUCGGAUCCUCCUCCCGCUCGGGUGGUCUGUUCCGCGCCUUUGAGACCGCCGGCCAGGCCGUCUCGUACGCUCUCAACUCCAAGACCAGCGCCGACCCUAGAAUUCCAUUCUACGUCAAUGCUGCGCUGAUGGCCAUUACCAUUCCGUGCAUGGUGUUCCUCAUCAGGCUGGUUCCAGAUGCACCUGCUGCUACGGAUAUAGAUGCGGGAGAUGUUGUUGUAGAUCAGGCAGAGCGGGAUCCUGAUAACAAAUAG